ACAUAAACAUUGUUAUCCAGAAAGAACAAAGACAACAAACAACCCAAGGCGUUCUCAUCUAAUGGCAACCUCUUUCUCUCCAACACCAACACUCCGUUCCAUUUUCCAAAACCCUCCCAAACCCUUUCUUCUCAACCGCUACUCCUUCACCUCUGCUUCAAGCUAUGUCACUCUAAACCUCCCUCGUCGCUUCACACUCUCCGGUACUCUCACUGGCAGACCCCUCCUCUCCAAAGGGUUCUUCACAUUGCAUAAGAGAAAGGGAAUUGUGAGAGCCGCUACUAUUGAAGAAAUUGAAGCUGAAAAAGCAUCUAUUGAGAAUGAUGUUAAAAACAGGAUGGAAAGGACUCUUGAAAAUGUUCGGACUAAUUUCAGUUCCAUAAGAACAGGGAGAGCAAACCCGUCUAUGCUUGACAAAAUUGAGGUGGAAUACUAUGGAUCUCCUGUUAGCUUGAAGAGCAUUGCUCAAAUAAGCACUCCUGAUGCCAGUUCACUCUUGAUACAGCCAUAUGACAAAUCAAGCUUGAAGGCUAUAGAGAAAGCCAUAGUUGCCUCUAAUCUUGGUAUGACUCCAAAUAAUGAUGGAGAUUUGAUACGGUUGAAUAUCCCUCAGUUGACAUCUGAUAGAAGGAAGGAACUUACAAAGAUAGUUUCUAAACAAGUUGAAGAAGGGAAGGUGGCUUUAAGGAACAUAAGAAGAGAUGCUUUGAAAGCUUAUGAAAAACUUGAAAAGGAAAAAAAGCUCUCAGAAGAUAAUGUGAAAGAUUUGUCAAGCGACUUGCAGAAGCUGACAGAUGAUUAUAUAAAGAAGGUUGAUGCCAUCUACAAACAGAAAGAAAAGGAGUUGCUGACAGUUUGAUCCGUUGAUACAUAAAUGUAUUCGUAUUUGAGUUUUAUCUAGAGGAGCUCAAAUUUUGUGUGUACUUUGUCUAAUUUAUCUUAUAUACGGAAGACAACUUGCUUUUUCUGUUAAAUAGAUGCUUUUUCAAAUUGAAAAGGUGAGUCCAUGUAAAUUUGGAUUUAUUAAUUUUAUUUACAAUUGCUAUCAUUGACAUUAGAC
This is a messenger RNA of Cicer arietinum (chickpea), 1060 nucleotides long. Its product is annotated as ribosome-recycling factor, chloroplastic. Lineage: Eukaryota; Viridiplantae; Streptophyta; Magnoliopsida; Fabales; Fabaceae. The record is from RefSeq and is a predicted model, not a curated record. Gene Ontology annotation, cellular component: chloroplast. Gene Ontology annotation, biological process: plastid translation. Gene Ontology annotation, molecular function: ribosomal large subunit binding.